CCAUGGCGACGCUGGAGGACCUCGGGGUGUCGGCCUUCAUCAACAUCGUGGGCGCCUUCAUCUUCCUCCUCCUCUUCGCGGUGCUCCGCAUCCAGCCCAUCAACGACCGCGUCUACUUCCCCAAGCUCUACAUCGCCAAGAAGCGCACCCAUGACCACCGCGGCGCGCGCAGGGCCAUCAACCUCAACCUCUGCACCUACUUCAAGUUCCUCAGCUGGGUCCCCGGCGCGCUCCGCAUGAACCAGACCGAGCUCAUACACCACGCCGGCCUCGACUCCGUCGUCUACCUGCGAAUCUACACACUCGGGCUCAAGAUAUUUUUGCCCAUAAUGGUUGUCGCCUUGCUGGUUCUUAUCCCAGUCAAUGUAUCUGGUGGCACAUUACUGAACUUAAAAAAAGACGUUGUCUUUAGUGAUAUUGAUAAGCUGUCCAUAUCAAAUGUUAGCCCGGGAUCCAACAGGUUUUUCAUUCAUCUUCUAAUGGCAUACGUGUUCACAUUUUGGACGUGCUUUAUGCUGUACAAAGAGUACAGUAACGUCGCAUUCAUGAGAUUGCAUUUCCUGGCAUCUCAGAAGCGUUGUGCUGAUCAGUUCACUGUGAUUGUUAGAAACAUACCUAGGGUUUCCAGCCAUACAACAUCUGAAACAGUUGAAGAGUUCUUCCGUAGGAACCAUCCGGACCACUUUCUUGGUCAGCAGGCUGUUUACAAUGCUAACCGGUAUGCUAAACUCGUAAAGAGAAAAGAGAGGCUUCAAAAUUGGUUGGAUUACUACCAACUAAAGUUUGAAAGACAUCCUGACAAACGACCAACUGGAAGGACUGGAUGCUUUGGUUUCUGUGGUGGAGAAGUGGAUCAAAUCGAUUACUACCGAGCUAGAAUAAGUGAACUUGAUAAGAGGAUGGCAUCCGAGCGUCAAAAAGUUCUCAAUGAUCCAAAAGCUAUUAUGCCUGUUUCUUUUGUGACAUUUGACUCAAGAUGGGGGGCUGCUGUAUGUGCACAGACACAACAGUCAAAGAAUCCCACCCAAUGGCUAACUGAUUGGGCUCCUGAACCACGGGAUGUUUAUUGGGAGAAUCUUGCCAUUCCAUUUUUCUCUCUGAGUAUACGCAGGUUUCUGAUAUCAAUUGCAGUUUUUGCUUUGGUCUUCUUUUACAUGAUACCUAUUGCAUUUGUGCAAUCACUUGCCAAUCUUGAGGGUAUUGAGAAAGUUGCACCGUUCGUGAGGCCAAUAAUAGAAGUAAAAGUGGUGAAGUCCUUCCUACAGGGCUUCCUUCCUGGUCUGGCUUUGAAGCUCUUUCUCUAUAUCCUCCCAUCUGUUCUUAUGAUCAUGUCGAAAGUUGAAGGCUAUGUUUCUUUAUCAUCUCUGGAAAGGAGGACUGCUUCAAAAUAUUAUUACUUCAUGCUGGUGAAUGUUUUUCUUGGAAGCAUAAUUGCUGGCACAGCUUUUGAACAGCUAUAUUCCUUUUUUCAUGAUCCUCCUUCAGAAAUACCAAGGACCAUUGGAGUAGCUGUACCAAUGAAAGCUACAUUUUUCAUGACAUACAUAAUGGUCGAUGGCUGGGCUGGUAUCGCGAAUGAGAUUCUUCGGGUGAAACCACUGGUCAUAUACCAUCUGAAGAACAUGUUUAUCGUGAAAACUGAGAGGGACAGGGAGAGGGCGAUGGAUCCUCGCAACAUUCAACUUGGGGAAAACCUUCCAUCCCUACAACUGUAUUUCCUCCUUGGGCUCGUGUACGCAGUGAUCACCCCCAUUCUCCUACCUUUCAUAAUCGUCUUCUAUGCCUUUGCUUUCCUUGUCUACAGGCACCAGAUCAUCAACGUGUAUAACCAGGAGUAUGAGAGCGCAGCGGCAUUUUGGCCUCAGGUCCAUUCGCGCAUCAUAGCAAGCUUGCUGAUCUCUCAUGUAACUCUGUUUGGGUUGCUGAGCACGAUGAAAGCCGCCUACUCUACGCCGUUGCUCAUCUUCCUACCAUUGCUGACGAUAUGGUUCCACAAGUACUGCAAAAGCCGGUUCGAACCUGCUUUCCGGAAGUAUCCUCUAGAGGAAGCAAUGGAGAAGGACAGGAUGGAGCAUGCGUCGGAGCCAAGCCUGAACCUCAAGACCUACUUGGCAAAUGCCUACCUGCACCCCAUCUUCCACAUGUUUGAGCAAGAGGAACAGAAAGAGGAGACGACGUUAGAGGUGAGGAUCGACAAAUCGCAGCAGCAACAACAACAGCAACAUCAUGUGAGAAGCUCACACACACAGUAUGAGGAGAGGAACACUGAGACACAUUAUUACCAUGAGGAGAGGAGCAGCAGCCAAUACCAGUAUCAGUACCAGCAUGAGGAAACUCACAUGAGGAGUGAACAGUCACCACCGCACUUCGUCUACCACCAUGAAAUUCAGCCUUGAUGCUAGGAUCUUACCACUACCUAACUUCAUUGUGUUUUUGUGAAAAAAAAUUAGUUGCCGUGUAGUCUUGAUGGGGCUGAUGAGGAUUGAUGUAUAUGUCAAUUUGUAGUGUGAUGAUAAUGCAGUGAGGCAAUUAAUUUAUUGCUGCAAAAGAAGGAUAUACUAUUAACUAGCUUGAAAACUAAUGUGACUCGGCCUUGAUGCAAAUGCAAGUGGCUUGUGCCGUUUCC
This is a messenger RNA of Lolium rigidum, 2626 nucleotides long. Its product is annotated as CSC1-like protein At1g32090. The transcript is spliced from 11 exons. Gene Ontology annotation, cellular component: plasma membrane. Bases 3 to 2396 code for a protein of 797 amino acids. Gene Ontology annotation, molecular function: calcium-activated cation channel activity. The record is from RefSeq and is a predicted model, not a curated record. NCBI's taxonomy places the organism in Eukaryota, Viridiplantae, Streptophyta, Magnoliopsida, Poales, Poaceae.